GAUACUACGGAGCUACGCGUCGCUAGCAGGUGCACAACAGAGGGAAUUCACAAAUACAGGACGAAAGAUGGCAUAGCAUAUGGUGUUUUCCCGUUUCCAACGACAGAGGACACGUCUGCCAUAAACCAUAACCGUGUGCUUUCACUAGAAUUAUGUCACAAGCGGGUACUAUCUGCUGACCAUCUUUCUCCGGAGUGACUGAAGUCUUUCCAUUUCGAGGACAUCGCUCUACUAUCCAGUGUCAUGUCAGGUACCUACACACCAGCCCCUGGUGGGCCCUUCUCUGCUCUCACUCCAAGCAUGUGGCCCCAGGACAUUUUGGCCAAAUACCAUCAAAAAGACCUCCCAGAACAAUAUGAACUCCAGUAUGAUGAAUUUGGCUUCAGAGUGGACACUGAAGAUGGUGUCGAGCCCAAGCCUUGGCUUGGCACUGAAGGCUCACCCCAGCGUGAAGACCCCCAGCAGAGAUUGCGCUGGCAAGCCCACUUGGAGUUCACCCAUAACCACACAGUGGGUGAUUUGACCUGGGAGCUCAUCGCUCCAGUCCUUCCACGCUCCGAGCGCCUGCGUUCCCUGGUACUUGGUGGCAUACCUCACAGUAUGAGACCACAGCUAUGGAUGCGUCUGUCUGGAGCACUGCAGAAGAAGAGGACUACAGAGAUUUCUUACAGAGAAAUCAUAAAGAACAGCUCUAAUGACGACACCACAACAGCUAAACAGAUAGAGAAGGACCUGUUACGAACUAUGCCAACCAACGCGUGUUUCAAUAGUCUGACCAGUGUUGGAGUGCCAAGGCUGAGACGGGUACUGAGAGGCCUGGCCUGGCUUUACCCAGAUAUUGGGUACUGUCAGGGCACUGGCAUGGUGGUUUCCUGUCUACUGCUCUUUCUAGAGGAGGAGGAUGUGUUAUGGAUGAUGUGUGCUCUGAUUGAAGACCUCCUACCCCCAUCAUACUUCUCCUCCACCCUGCUGGGUGUCCAAACAGACCAGAGGGUUCUCCGCCAGCUCAUCGUUCAGUACCUGCCAGCCCUUGACCGCCUUCUGCAGGAGCAUGACAUUGAGUUGUCACUGAUCACACUCCACUGGUUCCUGACAUCAUUUGCCAGUGUGGUGGACAUCCGUCUGCUCCUUAGGAUCUGGGACCUACUCUUCUACCAGGGCUCAUUGGUUCUCUUCCAGGUCACACUGGGCAUGCUCAAGAUCAAGGAGGAGGAGCUUGUGUCAUCAGAAAACUCUGCGUCCAUUUUUAAUACUCUGUCAGACUUACCAAGCCAGCUAAGAGAUGGGCCUGCAGUUCUUGGGGAGGCUAUGAGGCUAGCGGGGACACUGUCCCAGGAUACACUAGAAGCCCAUCGACACAAGCACCUAGCCUACAUCCUAAAUGAACAGGCCCAGCUCAACAAUGGAAAUAACACAAUACUCAACUCCAAUCUCAACAAGGUGGUGAGGAGACAGUCCCUGCGCAGAAAGUCCACCUUGAGCUCCCUGCUGUUUGGGGAGGAUGAGGCCGAGGCUCUGAAGUCCAAAAACAUUAAGCAGACAGAGCUGGUGGCUGCCCUGCGAGAGGCCAUAGCCCGCACUGCAGAGCAUUUCCACUGUCUGGACCCACAUCAUUCCAGCACUGACCUGACUCCUGACUACUCAAUGGAGAGUCACCAACGAGACCAUGAAAACUUCCUCGUUGUGUCCCGCAACCGGCGGAGACGGGCAAAGGCAUUGCUUGACUUUGAGCGACACGAUGAUGAUGAACUGGGCUUCAGGAAGAAUGACAUCAUCACUAUCGUCUCUCAGAAGGAUGAACACUGUUGGGUUGGAGAGCUCAAUGGCCUCAGAGGUUGGUUCCCAGCAAAGUUUGUGGAGAUUCUUGACGAAAGAAGCAAAGAGUACUCGUUAGCAGGUGAUGAUUCUGUAACAGAGGCAGUGACAGAUCUGGCCAGAGGGACUCUGUGCCCGGCCCUGAAGGCCAUCUUUCAGCAUGGUCUCAAGAAACCGUCUAUACUGGGAGGGCCUUGUCACCCCUGGUUAUACAUAGAAGAAGCGGCCAGUAGAGAGGUAGAAAGGGACUUCAACUCUGUCUACUCCAGACUGGUGCUGUGUAAAACUUACAGGUUAGAUGAAGAUGGGAAAGUACUAACACCAGAGGAGCUGCUUUACAGAGCAGUGCAGUCUGUCAACAUGAGCCACGACACAGCACACGCGCAGAUGGAUGUCAAGUUUAGGUCUCUUAUUUGCGUCGGCCUCAAUGAGCAGGUGCUGCACCUAUGGCUGGAGGUGUUGUGUUCCAGCAUGGCUGCUGUAGAGAAAUGGUAUCAUCCGUGGUCCUUCCUUCGCAGUCCUGGAUGGGUUCAGAUAAAGUGUGAGCUCAGGGUCCUAUCAAAGUUUGCCUUCAGUCUCUCUCAAGAUUGUGAGCUACCCGACAAGAAAGUGGAGAACGAGCAGAGACCACUGAAAGAGGGAGUGCAGGACAUGUUGGUGAAACAUCACCUCUUCAGCUGGGACAUUGACGGCUAGACACACAACAAAAAUACUGCUGAAUUCUCUCCUGUCCUGUGUCUGUGUGUAUAUUUGAUCUGUCUCUUCAUCUGUUUCUUACACACUGGCAACUGAAACACCAUUGUCUGCUUUUAUCCCUGGAUGAUGAUGACCCCAGAAUAAUGAUGACUCUGAAACUCUCACGUCAUCAUAAGGUCCACUAGGAGGUAUGAACUGAAUUAUGUGUGCAUUAAGUUGCAUAAUUACAAGGCAGUUUUUAUUCAGACUUUGGUGUAGGAGGUUUUGCAACAUGGUUGAAACUAUAUAAAGUUACAUAAGUAAAACACUCCUGCAGUACAGAACAGUCUGUACCCAUUGGACUGGAGCAUCAAGUAUUUCUUAAGUACUCACUACACUGGCUGUUCAGCUUUUUUAGCUAUCUGGGUAUGCGUUUUGUGCAGGAGUGAGAUGCACAGUACAUACUCUUGCACUGGUUUGUCUCUAUAUAAAAGUCAGUGUCAGGUUACCCCACAGCAAAUACUGGACCUUUGGGCAUCAUCCUAAAUUCCACAUGAUCCUGCAAAUUCCCAAAUAUUAAGACCAAAACAGAACAUUCCUAAACAUGUAGGUGUUAAGUUACAAAUUAUUUUUGAGAGGAAUGUUACUUAUCUAAAUAUCAUGAAUUCUACAAAAUAUUGCAUUAAAGGCAUACUAUGCAGGAUUAUCCUAAAACAAAUAAACAUCUAGACUCAUAAAAGAAGAAUCCCUCUCAAUCAUCACUUUGUGUGUGGGAUGGUGCAUUUAAAUACAGACACUCUGCCAUCUUUUUUUUCCUAUUAUUUUGCUGUGUUGGCAAUAUUUCUAGCCUUCAACCUUUGGGCAGUAGGUGUGUAGCCCCUAGCCAACAACAGAACACAGGGUGUGAGUGUUGGACUCCAUAAAAACAGCAACGUAGGCAAGAGGAAGAUAUGAAAAUAGUGGACACAGCUCUGAUGUUUUAGUGAAGUAAAACCUAAUUCUGUUUCAUUCUGUCUGCAGUGGCCUCUAUACUCUGCAACAGUCUGCUGUCCACUGUGUGUAUUUGUGUGUAUGGGUGUGUAGCUCAGCUCCACCUUGUGCAUACAACUAGAGAGCAGUGAGAGAUGAUGAGCCAACUUUAAAUAUUGUGUUUUCAAACUGCAACCGCCAAAUCCUGCAUAGUGUGCCUUUAAAUACUAAUGUUGCACAUACCAAGUAAAGCCUUUUGAAACUGUGAGAUGAGACUAUGGGUGUGUGCACUGCCUUAGUGGUAGUCAACAGUAUGCACUUGUAUGACAUAAUGUAAAAGAAAUUGAAAAAAAUGUUACAUACAUGUUUUACUGUAUAGAAAGUAAACAUCUGUCGCCUAUGACUACAUGUUCAUUGAAGACUAUCGUUCUGAUCUUGCUUGACAUACUGAUUUCCAAAUUCACCUCCAGUGCUGACUGUAACCCACACCAAAAUACAGAUAAUUGCCCAUUGAUAUUUAUUCAAACUGUGGACUAAUGAUAUAUGAUAAGUGAGAUUUAAGAGGACUGAUACGUGAACAAAAUUGUAAAACUUUGUGUGUUUGUUACAACAUAUUUGUUCAUAAUUAAUUAUACUAUUUUUGGACACUUGCUCUUCAUAACUUUUAAUUUCAUGCAAAGAUGAUGUUGCAGUAAAUGUUAUUCCUGCCAAUCAGAUCUUGGAAGUUUGACAUUUUCAUAUAAUUUCAGUCAAGACUUUUGAGGCAACAUUGUUACCUGUAAUUUUCCCAUGUGCAGAAAACACAAUCAGCUUAGUUUCUGAUGUUACAUGAUGUUAUUGUAGCCUGUAAAAAUUACAUUAUUAGACAGUUA
Messenger RNA from Scomber japonicus (chub mackerel), 4331 nucleotides. RefSeq names its product small G protein signaling modulator 3 (gene sgsm3). The record is from RefSeq and is a predicted model, not a curated record. NCBI's taxonomy places the organism in Eukaryota, Metazoa, Chordata, Actinopteri, Scombriformes, Scombridae. The coding region runs from base 244 to 2511 and encodes 755 amino acids. The transcript has 21 exons. Gene Ontology annotation, molecular function: protein binding.